GCACUUUCGGUUUUAACUGAAACGCAACCACGGUUAACCGCAGCCGACGAGUACCCAAAAACAGCAACCGCCACCGACACCGAUCGACUUAUCGGUUAGCCGAAAACCGCCGUCGACGGUUUCGGGUCGGUGUCGCGGUUAGCUGAAGACCGACGGAAGGGAUGGGUUGACGGGAUGACGGCGAUUUCAGCUUCAGGGACGGCGGUGAGGAUGGAACAGGGCGAUGCAGGGGACGAUGACGGCGACCAAGGAUCGAUCUGCUGCAACUGCCGGCGACAGAGGAUCGAUCAAAUCGACCUGCUGCUACUGCCGCCUGACCUUCGAUCUGGAGGAUGAAGAAGGACGGGAUGGAGACGAGAUGGCGACGACGACCGGCGAUCGAUCUUCACCCCUGCAGCUACCCCUUCUCCUUCUUGGCCUUCGUUCGCUGGAUUUCGAUGGCGGACGGAGGGGUUGAGACUUGGAAUCGGAGGGAGAUUCGGGGAAAAAGAGCGGCGGGACGGUUACUCGGUGCACCGAGUUUAUCUCGGUUUCUCCACCUGCGGUUUUCGGUGAAUAGAAAUCACCAAAACAGCACACCGACACCGCCACCGAAGGCAAGCUAUCGGUUUUCGGUUCAGUUAAUAACCGUUCGGUUCGGGUCGGUUUUCGGUUUAGCCAAGAAACCGCCAACCAGAUUAUCACCCCUAGGUAUUCCUGACUAUCAAUUAUAAUUUUGUCCAUACGUAAAUUACCACUGGGGUUGGAUAAUCAUUUUCCUAAAAUUUAGGGGAGUCUCGAGACACCUCCAAAGACCCGUGGAUCCACUACCUGAAUUCAGUUGGCUGUUUAGAAUAAUUAAGAAGAAAUCUGGUGGUAUUUAUGGCAGAGACCAUGGAUAUCAUCUAUCAGAGUUUGUUUCACAUUAAUACAAAUAUUGUCAUAAAAUUAUACAUGCAUCUAGAAUCAAAACCUUUGCAUUCUGCGGUAUUACUUCCCCAUCCACCCCAAAAGAAGAUGAGUUGUUUAUAGAAAUUUGGCUAAGGUGCUUGUAUCGUGUGGAGAAAGGUUCAUACAAUAUGUUAUAGUUGUUGGAUGCUUGUCGAUUGUUGAUGGAUAUCUUAUUUAUAAAGUUGACACUGUAUUUAUCUAAUGAUAGUAAAACAUGUUAUACCGUAUAUACUUACUAGUGAUCAUGCCACAAGAAGAUUCAAGAUUUACAAGAUAAAACUAUACUGGAUAGGAUCGUCCAAUCAUCUUGGGAGGCCCUGUUCAAACAAUAAUAUGUGGUUCACAUUUUUUGAUUUAAGAAUAUGAAGUUUUUUAACUAUCUUAGAAGAUAGCUUAUAAAAUAUAAUUGUUCGUGUUAUAGGUGGUAGUUUGACUCAUUGGAUGUUCAAUGACUAAAGUACCAUUAUUCAUUCCAAAAGCAUCAUUAUGAAAAAUAAGUUUUUAUACACCGGGAGUUAAAGGGUCACUGGAAGUUUAAAAACUAAAUUUUGAAAAUAUUGAAGUGAUGGACUAAGUUGAUAUUUUAGCCACGAUAAAUUAAACAACUGAGUUCAUGUAAUUUAAAUGGACACACUUUAAGUUUAUUAAAGCAAGUGAAAUAUUGAUCAAUUGGAUUGUUAAAGUCAAAUUUACCAAGUUAAAUUAAAAAAAUUGAUAUGAAAAAAUAUUUGCCAAAAAAUAAAAAGGAUGGAAUAACUAAUAUUAGAACCUAUGAUCAAGUAUGCAUUAUCCAACUAGGCUAAAAAACAUUAAUGUUCUUUAUUUUCACUACACCUUAUAUGGAUGAAGUUUUCGAGAACCCGAAGCCCCCAAUCUCUGACACGAUUUCAUCAUUAAAUUGGAGGUCUUAUGCUGUAAGAUCGGCCACCAAAUGCUAAUGGCAGGUGCUGACAGCGUGACACUAAUGAGAGGAUCCUUCAUAAGCACUAGGCUCUUUGGCAAUCUACAACAACUAAAAAAUCUCAAAAGUGUCAAAUAACCCCUCUAACAACCUAAAAUUCCAAAUUUAGAGGCCAAAUUUGUCCCAGAUGAGACAAAAGGGGCUAGAUUGCCAAACCCCACCCGCAAACGGUAACAGAUCAGGUCAGUAACUCUAUGGUCAGUAACCAUGAGUAACCUGUCCACAUCAACAUGACAUCAGUAUUUUCUCUCUCCUGAAAAGUCUUUUAUCUUUUCCCUUUUAAUCUUUAACGGACGAUUUCUUUCUCGUUUUCAGUCGAAAUUUAAUUUUAUUUUGCACAGAUAAAUCAGAUUAAAUGUG
Molecule: messenger RNA, 2251 nt
Organism: Linum trigynum
Lineage: Eukaryota; Viridiplantae; Streptophyta; Magnoliopsida; Malpighiales; Linaceae
Source: the annotation of a GenBank genome assembly